AUGGAUGAUGAAGACGGCCGGUGCUUGCUUGAUGUGAUUUGCGACCCUCAGGCCCUGAACGACUUCCUACAUGGAUCUGAGAAGAUUGACAGUGAUGAUCUCCUGGACAACACAGGAAUGCAGCCAGUGCCUUUUUUUGAAGGUGCUGGCGGUAUUCUGCACGUCCAGGAGCCCUCCGGCAACCACCUGAACGCCGAGCAGAGCCAGCCCGCCACGAGCGUGGACCUCGACUUCCUGGAGGAUGACAUCCUGGGCUCGCCGGCCGGCGGCGCCGCCGCCCUGCCCAACUCGGAGCAGCCCUGCGACAUCCUGCAGCAGAGCCUGCAGGAGGCCAACAUCACGGAGCAGACGCUGGAGGCCGAGGCCGAGCUGGACCUGGGCUCCUUCCAGCUGCCCACGCUGCAGCCCGUGGUGCAGGCCGCCUCCGACGGCACGCCGCAGAUCUUCUCCGGCGGCGCCGACCUGAUCGGGCUGCAGCAGCCCGCCGUCCUGACGCACCAGGCGCUGGUGCAGCAGCCGGUGGGAGCGGACGUGGUGAACAAGGCCAUCAGCGUGCAGCCCUUCCUGCAGCAGGUGGGCCUGGGCAACGUCACCAUCCAGCCCAUCUCCAACCUGCAGGGCCUGCCCAACGGCAGCCCCGGCGGGACGCUGGGCAUCGCGCCCAUCCAGGUGGUGGGGCAGCAGGUGAUGGCCAUCAACCAGCCGGCGCAGCAGAUCAUCGCCAAGCAGGUGCAGCCCUCGCCGGUGGCCGCCAUGCCCGUGGGCAGCUACAUCGCGCAGCCGGCGCCCGAGCAGCAGCAGGUGACGCUGGCCUCCACCGGCGUCUCGCCGCAGAGCGCCGGGCUCGUCAUCCAGAAGAACCUGCCGGCCGUGGCCACCACCACGCUCAACGGCAGCUCCAUGUUCGGCGGCGUGGCCGGCGCCCCGGCCUCGCAGCCCCUCACCGUCACCUCCAACCUGAGCAGCCCCCUGGUGCAGGCCCAGAACGUCAUCAUCCACCGCACGCCCACCCCCAUCCAGCCCAAGCCCGCGGGCGUCCUGCAGCAGAAGCUCUACCAGAUCACCCCCAAGCCCUUCGCCCCCAACAACGCCACCCUGACCAUCCAGAACGAGGCGGCGCUGCAGCAGCAGAAGGCGCAGCAGAACCUCACCUUCAUGGCCGGCAAGGCCGGCCAGAACGUCGUGCUCUCGGGCUUCCCCCAGGGGCUGCCGGCCAACGUCUUCAAGCAGCCCCCGCCGCAGCAGCCGGCGCUCAGCAAGCCCAUGAGCGUGCACCUCCUCAACCAGGGCAGCAGCAUCGUCAUCCCGGCGCAGCACGUGCCGCAGGCGGUGCUGCAGGGCCAGAACCAGUUCCUGCUCCCCGGGCAGCUGGCGGGCGCCUCCGCCGUGCAGCUCCCGCAGCAGCUCUCGGCCCUGCCGGCCAACAUGGGGGGCCAGAUCCUGACCGCCUCGCACCCCAGCGGCCAGGCCCACAUCAUCACCAGCCCGGGGCCCGGCGGGCAGCUGAUCGCCAACCAGGCGCUGCCGGCGCAGAUCCUCACCAACCAGAACAUCGCCGGGCAGCUCAACCUGGGCCAGGUGCUGACCUCGCAGAACGCCCACGGCACCGCUCACAUCCUCUCGGCGCCCAUCCAGCUCCAGCCCGGCCAGGUGGGGCAGCCGGCGCUCUUCCAGAUGCCCGUCUCCCUGGCCGGCGGCCUGACCACGCAGAGCCAGCCGGCGGUGGCCGCCUCGCUGCCCGGCGGCGCCAUCGGCCAGCCGGGCCAGACGGUGAUCCAGGGGGUGACGCUGCCCAGCCAGGUGGCCAUGCUGAACGCCGCCGAGAACCUCGGCCCCGCCGUCAGCAUCCAGCCCUCCGCCGCCGCCGCCAGCAGCCAAAGCCCCGGCCUCGUGCAGCCGCAGCCCGCCUCCGCCGCCGGCCUCCUCCCCGGCGCCGAGCAGUCCUCCAUCCUCACCGUCCAGGCCGCCCCGCAGCCGCCCGCCGCGCCGCCGCCGCUGCAGCUGAGCGUGCAGCCCCCGCCGCCCCCGCCGCCCGCCCCGGCCCAGCCCAGCCCCGGCCUGGCCUCCUCCAGCCCCGAGAAGAUCAUCCUGGGCCAGGCGGCCGCCGGCGCCGUCAUCAGCCAGGACUCCAUGCAGAUGUUCCUGCAGCAGGUGCCGCAGGGGAUCAUCCUGCAGGCGAAGCAGCCCCCCUCCAGCCAGGCCGCCCCGGCGCUGGGCCAGUUCAGCAGCCAGCCCUCCUCCGUGCUGGUCAGCAGCCAGGGGGUGACGGUGACGACCACGCCAGCCCCCGCGCACAGCCACGCGCCCGCCGCCGGCCCGCCGCCCGCCGCAGGUAUCGCCGCCCCAGCGCCCGCCGAGAGCAAAUCCUUCCCCAGCGUUCCCACGCCGAUCCCUGCCGGGAAAGGGGCCGCGGCCCAGGGGAAGCCGGGAGCGUCCCUCGCCAUCCAGCAGCCCGUUCAGGCGAAGCCCGGAGUGAUCAGCUCCGUCUCGGGCCUGAACCUCGGCAAAGGCCCCCUGCAGAUCCAGGUGGUGGGGAAGGGACUGCCGCAGCUCGUGCCCUCGGUCCCCGUGCAGACCCCGCCGCUGUAUGACAGCAAGCUCGGGAGCCUGAAGAAACCUCCCACACUACAGCCCAGCAAAGAGGCUUGCUUCCUGGAGCAGCUGCACAAGCAUCAGGGGGCGGUGCUGCACCCCGACUACAAGACCUCGUUCCGCUCCUUCGAGGACGCGCUGCAGCGGCUCCUGCCCUACCACGUCUACCAGGGGAUGCUGCCCUCCGCUCAAGACUACAGGAAGGUGGACGAGGAGUUCGAGGUGGUGUCUGCCCAGCUGCUGAAGCGCACGCAAGCGAUGCUGAACAAAUACCGCCUGCUGCUGCUGGAGGAGUCUCGGAGAGUCAGCCCUUCGGCGGAGAUGGUGAUGAUCGACCGCAUGUUUAUCCAGGAAGAGAAGACCAUGCUCGCGCUGGAUAAACAACUGGCCAAGGAGAAACCAGACGAGUACGUCUCGUCGUCGUCCCGCUCGCAGAGCCUCUCCUCCUCGGCGGCCCUGGCCUCCGCCUCCGGCGCCGCGCCCGCCUCCGAGAACCCCAAGGCGCCGGCGGCGCAGACGGCCACGCAGAUCAACCCCACCAAGCUGGUCAUCAAGCACAGCGGCGGCUCGCCGUCGGUCACCUGGGCCAAAGCCUCCCCGGCGCUGGACGGCGACGAGGACGCCCUGCCCUCGAGGAGCAAGCCCCCGAUCAAGACGUACGAAGCGCGCAGCCGCAUCGGCCUCAAGCUGAAGAUCAAGCAGGAGGCCGGCCUCAGCAAGGUGGUGCACAACACCGCGCUCGACCCCGUGCACCAGCCGCCGCCGCCGCCGCCCGUCUGCAGGGUGAUCAAAACGGCCGAGCAGCACGCGCCCCCCGCCGCCGCCGCCUCGCAGAUGAACGGCACGGUGGAGCACGUCGCCCCGGCCCCCGCCGAGAAGAAACCCGCCGUCACCUACUGCCGGCUCCCCCUCCGCAAGACCUACCGCGAGAACGUGGACGCCUUCGUGGCCGAGAAGCCCGCCGCCGACGCCUGCCCCAAGGGCGGCGCCCCCAAAGCCGACAAGGUCCCCGGCGCCCUGGUGGUGAAGCAGGAGGACGGCUCGCGGAGCGUCAUCACCUCGCACAAGGCCCCUGCAGCGGCGGCGGAGAAGAGCCGGCCGGAGGAGAGCUCCAAGCUCCUCUUCUUCAGCAGGAGCGACGCCCGCUCCCUCGUGCUGCAGGACGGCGCUGCCCCGCAGAAGAGCGACGACUCGACCAGUGGCCUUAUGAAGGAGCUCGCCGAGGUGGAGGAUGAGUUCUACCGCGGGAUGAUCAAAACGGAGCCCCCCGACCACGGCGCGGGCUCGGAACUCGCCUGGGAGGUGCCGCUGCCCCCGGCCAAGCGCAGGAAGUCGGAGUCCUUCGACGUGGACAACGCCAGCUUCUCCAGCGACAGCCCCCAGGACGACUCCCUCAACGAGCACCUACAGAGCGCCAUCGACAGCAUCCUCAACCUGCAGCAACCUCAGACUGGGGGCCAGAGCACCCGGACGCCCUCCUCCUCCUACAACUCCUCCUCCUCCCCCUUCUCCUCGCCCGUCCACCGCACGGACACGUACCUUGCCCCCAGUCACAACGGCGGCCUUGGAGCGAGGACGUUGAACAGAUAACAGCGAGCGGAGCGGGAGCAGGGCGGCGAGCGAGGACCCACGGAGGAGCUCGUGCCGGCCGCGCGCCGCGGGGCAGCACCGGGGCUGUCCCCCGGAGCCCCCCCCUCGUCCCGGCCAAGGGGAGCGGGGAGCGGAGGGCGCCCCGCCGGCGCUUCCCGGUGUUUAUAGGACGGGGCCCGGCUGUCGGAGCGCACGCGCCGGGGCCGGAGCUACGCCGCUCGCCUCGGCGACGUCACGGCAAGUGUGGAGCGGCCGAGCGCGGGGGGCGGACUGGCGGGGCCCGUAGGUGUUGUUGGCUGUGUAAUUUAGAUUCUGUAACAAAUGGCUAAUCUGA
Messenger RNA from Cygnus atratus (black swan), 4516 nucleotides. RefSeq names its product BRD4 interacting chromatin remodeling complex associated protein (gene BICRA). The record is from RefSeq and is a predicted model, not a curated record. Gene Ontology annotation, biological process: positive regulation of DNA-templated transcription. Gene Ontology annotation, cellular component: SWI/SNF complex. NCBI's taxonomy places the organism in Eukaryota, Metazoa, Chordata, Aves, Anseriformes, Anatidae.